ACUUCUUUAAUAUUCAUCGGGCCCAGCCAGUUCGUCCCCAUCUUCUACCCGGUUUACAGUUCGCCAUGGACGACUCCGAACGACCCCCGGAUCCCACUCAUCCUGUCAACAUGCCCAACGAAGCAUCCAGGACAGAGAAGCCCGCCAGCCCAGCGGGGAACGUGCCCGUGACGUCGGGAGAGAAUGCUCAGCGCCGGUUGUUGACAGCUCUCCGCGCAGUGGAUGUAAUUAUUGCGCGAUUAGACAAGGCUAUGUCAACCGCCAGCGGCCAGGAACGAGUCUUCGCAUUUGUCGGCUAUACCUCUCAUGUAUUACAUCACAUCCUCGCCUCUGCUCCCUGGAUAGCCCUCCAGACACGCUUGGGUCUUCUUGCCCGACUUCGAUCGCGGUCCACCAAGCCAACAACAACAACAGAAGCAGCCCCUCAAACAUCCCCGCUUCUCGCCCUUUCCUCUCUCAUAUCGGAAAUCCGGUAUUCGCUCAGACUUCUUGGACUAUUCCCCCUGUGGACCUGGGGCUCCGGGACAAUAAAAUCCCCCCCCUCAGAUCGCAUCAUAUAUGCCCUGACCCUGCUGCAGGUCAUCUCGAAUAUGAUCUACCAAGCAUCGGAGAAUGUGGGCUUCCUCUCCGCGAAAGGAGUAAUCUCGAAGCGAUGGAUAGACCGACGGGGCGGAAUCGAUAAGUGGUAUCUCUGGAGUACACGGGCUUGGUUGGGGCAUAUCGUCCUCCAGUAUUUUGUGCUGUGGAGAGCGAGGGCCCUCCGCCGGAAGGCCGAGGCGGAGGGUGCCUCGAAGGAGAAGCAGGAUGCGCUGAAGGCGGAGUACCGCGGUUGGAAGAAGAGUUUGGUAAACAAUGUUUGCUGGACACCGCUAUGUUUACAUUGGAGUGUAGAGAAGGGUAUUGGCGUUCCAGGACAGCUCACUGGUUUUGUUAGUUUCUUAGCUGGAGCGUGGGGAUUCUAUGAUCUUUGGACUUCUACUGCGUAGUCGUCUUGUUACAAGAUUUUUUUUUUUUUUUUUUCGUC
Messenger RNA from Aspergillus ochraceoroseus IBT 24754, 1024 nucleotides. RefSeq lists its product as uncharacterized. NCBI's taxonomy places the organism in Eukaryota, Fungi, Ascomycota, Eurotiomycetes, Eurotiales, Aspergillaceae. Gene Ontology annotation, cellular component: peroxisomal membrane. The record is from RefSeq and is a predicted model, not a curated record. Gene Ontology annotation, biological process: peroxisome fission. Bases 66 to 986 code for a protein of 306 amino acids. The transcript has 2 exons.